CACCUUGUACACCAGCUCCAAUAACUAACCCCAGGAAAGCUGCAUAAAUCAUGUAAAUGGAAUCCUAAGAAACCCUGAUAAUGUCAUAUGAUUUCUCCUUCUCUUUUUUUUCUUACAUCAUUGAAAUUUAUUAUCUUCGCAGUAUAAAUUAUAGUACUCAACACGUUCUUUAAACAUGCAUGGUCGGCCCUUUUAUUUACAUUUUUAGAUUCCUUCAUAAUCUUUUGGAUCUAAAACUAUUUCCCCUCUAUCCCCUUCUCUUUCUUUCUGCUCCACAUAGAGUAAGAGAAAAAAAACAGACACAAAUGGAGAGAAACCCUUUUGUCCUCCUUGUUUUCCUCAUUGUUUCAUCCAUGGUAGCAGCUCCAAUUCAUUGCAAGAAGCAAACACAAGCUCUUGGCCGUUUUUAUGAGAGGAAGAUGAAGGGGAGUUCUGGGAUUGACAAGAGUGGUUUCAAGGCAGUUCAUUACAUAAACAAGAGCAGGGUUCACACACAGCAAGGGAUGAAAGAAAAAGACAGAAUUAAAAAGUUGCCUGGACAACCUGGUGUCUUGUUUCAGCAGUAUGGUGGGUAUGUAACAGUUGAUAAAGCAGCAGGUCGUGCACUUUAUUAUUAUUUCGUUGAGGCUUACCAUUCUAAGGAGUCUUUGCCUCUUCUUCUCUGGCUUAAUGGAGGGCCAGGCUGUUCAUCUCUAGCCUAUGGAGCAAUGGAAGAGCUUGGACCCUUCAGAGUCCAUAGCAAUGGAAAAACACUGUAUAGUAAUAGAUACUCAUGGAACCAUGCUGCAAAUGUGUUGUUUCUGGAGUCACCUGCUGGGGUGGGAUUUUCGUACUCCAACACAACAUCAGAUUAUGAUAAUAGUGGUGAUAGUAAAACAGCUGUCGACAAUUAUGUUUUUCUGUUAAACUGGUUGGAGAGGUUCCCUGAAUACAGAAACAGGAAAUUUUACAUCGCUGGAGAAAGCUAUGCGGGGCAUUAUGUCCCUCAACUUGCUCACACCAUUCUCCAACACAACAAGAACGCUAACAGCACCAUUAUUAAUCUCAAAGGAAUCCUAAUUGGGAAUGCUGUGAUCAAUGAUGAAACUGAUGUUAAAGGAAUGUAUGAUUACCUAGCAAGCCAUGCUCUCAUUUCAGAUGAAACUGCAAAUGGGAUUGAAAAACACUGUAAUUUCGCACCCGAGGAUGACUCAGAGUCUAGUAGCGAGUGUGAUGCAGCCACUGAUGAGGCAGGCCAGAAUAUUUACUAUGUUGAUAUAUAUAACAUCUAUGCCCCUUUAUGCCAUAAUUCCAGUCUCACGAUCCGUCCCAAGGAGCCUUCCGUGGCAAAUUUCGAUCCAUGCAGUGACUACUAUGUAUAUGCUUAUCUAAACAGGGUUGAUGUUCAAGAGGCCAUGCAUGCCAAUGUAACAAAACUUGACCAUGAUUGGGAACCCUGCAGCGACAUCAUCAGAAGAUGGGGAGAUAGCCCUUCAACAAUCAUUCCCCUUUUACAAGAGUUAAUGGCUAACGGACUAAGAGUGUGGAUUUUCAGUGGGGAUGCAGAUGGAAGAAUACCAGUUACUUCAACAAAGUACUCCAUUAAGAAGAUGAAGCUUGCAGUUAAAACCAAGUGGCAUCCAUGGUACCUUGAUGGGGAGGUUGGAGGUUAUACAGAGGUAUAUAAGGGAGAUUUAACAUUUGCUACUGUAAGAGCGGCCGGGCACCAAGUGCCAAGCUUCCAACCAAAGAGGGCACUUUCAUUGAUCAAGCACUUUCUUGAUGGCUCACCUCUUCCGGAUACCUUAAAUUAUAACUGAUUUCCUCUCCACGUUUUAGAUAUCUUUCAUCGUUUCAUCAAGUGCCUUGAUUAGGUUUCAGUUUCGGUUUCAGGAAAGUUGUGUAUCAUAUCACAUUAUAUCCCCAUAUUCUUCCCUCAUUAAAGGGUAUUAAACUUUAGAGAUAUAUAUACACACAAAUAGUAAUUCUAAAUUAUUCAAUGGAAUACACAACUUUUUGCAUCUGGAACAAA
Molecule: messenger RNA, 2011 nt
Organism: Gossypium raimondii (Peruvian cotton)
Lineage: Eukaryota; Viridiplantae; Streptophyta; Magnoliopsida; Malvales; Malvaceae
Product: serine carboxypeptidase-like 40
Exons: 7
Coding region: 180-1799 (539 amino acids)
Biological process (GO): proteolysis
Cellular component (GO): vacuole
Molecular function (GO): serine-type carboxypeptidase activity
Source: RefSeq, a predicted model, not a curated record